Messenger RNA from Scomber scombrus (Atlantic mackerel), 948 nucleotides. It is a transcript of the gene anxa14, whose product is annotated as annexin A14. The transcript has 12 exons. Gene Ontology annotation, cellular component: cytoplasm. NCBI's taxonomy places the organism in Eukaryota, Metazoa, Chordata, Actinopteri, Scombriformes, Scombridae. Gene Ontology annotation, molecular function: calcium-dependent phospholipid binding; calcium ion binding. The record is from RefSeq and is a predicted model, not a curated record. The coding region runs from base 1 to 948 and encodes 315 amino acids.
AUGGACCCUGAGUACUUUAAGUCUCAUGAAAUGUGUUGGGGUACCCUGGGAACGAUGCGACCCUUCUCCAAUUUCCACCCAGACAAGGAUGCUAUGGAGAUCCAGGCAGCGCUGGAGAAGAAAGAUGCAGGGACUCUUGUGAGAAUCCUAACCAAUCGGAACAACGCCCAGCGACAGGUGAUCGCCAAGACCUUUGAAGAAAUAACACAAAAGGAUCUGGCAGCUGGUGUGAAGAAAGCUCUGGCUGGAGACCUGGAGACUCUGCUGCUGGAAUUGCUAUUGCCCCCAAUGGAAUAUGAGGCUCACCGCCUGCAGCAGGCCAUGACGGGUUUAGGUACAGACGAAGAAACACUCAUGGAGAUUCUGUGCACACGAUCUGGCAAGCAGCUUCAAGAAAUCAGUACUGCAUAUACCUUUUUGUUCAAGAAGGACCUGGAGAAAGAAAUGAAAGGAGAAACCAGUGGAGACUUUGCUAAGCUUGUUGUGGCUUUGCUACAUAAAGACGCAGGCUCCGGUGUGGUUCAGAAGGAUAUUAAGUCUCUCUCCGCGUCAAUUGGUGGGAAAAAAGCCGAUGCGGGUCCAUGGAUUGACAUACUGACCUCUAGAGACUCAGACCAUCUUAACAAAGUGUUGAUGGGACUGGAGCUGGAGAAUGGACAGAUGGUGGAUCAGGUUCUGGAGAAACGAUUCUCAGGAGACAUUCGACUUGGUCUGAAAGUUUUAGUGCAGUGCAUUCAAAGCCCUGAUGCCUACCUUGCCAAAAGACUAACUUCCAAGAAGGCAUCGACAGUGCAGGGGAUUAUGGUGUCUCACUGUGAGGAAGAUCUGCUCUGUAUCCGAGCUGCCUACCUCAAACUAACAGGCACUUCUCUCUACACAGCUCUACAGUCACAAUUCAAAGGGGAUCUCCUACAGGCUCUACUGGCCAUCUGUCGAUCUGAAGAUUAA